UACUAAAGCACGAAUUUAAGUCACAGUCUUCUUAAAUUUGUGGGGCUGUCCUAAUAGAAUAAUAGGUAGAGCCAUUGGUAUUUUGACCCUAUCCUUAAGUAAAUAACAAUUCAAUAUUUUUUUAAUUAGCUGUAAUUAUGAAUAAAACAAGGUUUUUAUAGUUUGCUUAAAUUUUUAAAAAGAUUCUUAUAAAUUAUAGAUGGCGAGAGUAUUGAAACUAAAUCAUUGAGUACAGCCGGAUGGUAUGUGAUUGUGUCUGUGUUUUUAAAACUCUUAAUUGUAUAAAAGAGUUACAAAUUGUGUAGGCAAAUACUUUUAAACAUGAGUCACAUUAUAGUAAUACGAAGUUACAAGCCGGGAGAUGAAAUCAAUUGUAAAGAGUUAAUAAAAUCCGGCGUAAUGUCAUCUUUGAAUUCAACAUUUUUUGGAAUUGUUUUUAAAGAAUUAACAUUCCAAAUGAUGAUAUUAUUUGCUGCUAUAAUGUUCAUCUUCUUUGGAUUACCUCUGACUAUUUGUUUUUUAGUUAUACCACUUGUUGUUUUCCUUGUGUACGUUGGAACUUACAUAGGUUUCACUACGAAAACUAUGGAAGUUAAUGAAGAAGUUUCUAAUAUACCAAGGGUUUACAUGUCCAAUGCCUUUUCCUGUUUUUGGGUUGCUGAAGCAUUUGAACCUUAUUUAAUGACAGAAAAUCCGACAAAUAUACAAUACAUCAUCAUGACAGAGCAACAAUUCCGUGACUCAGAUAUUGAUAUUUCAUCUCAAGUUAAAAGGAUUGUAGGUACAGUUGCUUUAUGUAAAAGUCACAGAUUAGAUAAAGGUGCAUGGAUCAAAAGAUUACAUGUUCAUCAUCGAUACAGAAGGAAAGGAAUAGCUUCGUGCCUUAUUAAUGUUGCUAUAUCAUUUGCAAUAGAGCAAGGAUAUAGUUGUGCUAAUAUAAUUGCCUCAGAAUACACAGAAGGUGGAAGGGAAUUAUGCCUUAAAAAAGGAUUUGAAUUGCAACAAAUGUAUCAUAAAUCUAUUUUGGGGUCACUUAUAACUAUAUUGAUGUAUGAAUUAACGUACCAGAUUAAACCUGGAGAUGAUGACUAUGUGCCUCCCAUUUAUAAUAAAUCAAUGCUUAAUAAGUAAGCAUUAGAUUUUAUUUGGUACUAUUCUAACAAAAAUAGCAUGAUUUUCAUAAGUCUGAUUAUAUACAUUCUAAGAAGAAUCUGAGAUAGUUACUUUAUGACUAUAGAAUUAUUGACAUUUUAUAAUGUUACUGAAAUUAUAAAAAUAUUGUUAUAGUUAAAAAUAAUUUUGUAAUUUAGUAAUUAACAAACUAUUUUGUAUUACUCCAAUGUGACAUAUGUGUACAAAUCAUUGUUAGAAAUAUAUUUUUCUCACUUUUUCA
This is a messenger RNA of Nomia melanderi (Alkali bee), 1393 nucleotides long. RefSeq names its product N-acetyltransferase family 8 member 3. The record is from RefSeq and is a predicted model, not a curated record. NCBI's taxonomy places the organism in Eukaryota, Metazoa, Arthropoda, Insecta, Hymenoptera, Halictidae. Gene Ontology annotation, molecular function: N-acetyltransferase activity.